AUGACCAUUAACGAACCGUUCGACGUGGACGAAAUUCUCGUCGAUCUGACUCUGAAAGAGAAGAUGCAGCUGCUGAGCCUCAAAAACUACUGGGAAACGUGCGACGUGCCGCGGCUGGGGGUCCCAUCGCUCCGACUCAGCGACGGCCCCAAUGGCGUGAGGGGCUCGAAAUUCUUUGGUGCGCCGCCUGCCGCGUGCUUCCCCUCCGGCACCGCUCUGGGAGCCACUUUUAACGCAGAGCUGGUGGACGAAGCAGGAAGAAUGAUGGCCAUGGAGGGAAAGUCCAAGGGCGUUCAUGUCAUUCUGGCGCCGACCUGCAACAUCGUUCGGGGCCCGCUUGGAGGACGGGGAUUCGAGUCCUUCAGCGAGGAUCCGUACCUGUCGGGCGUGCUGGCGGCAGGGAUCAUUAAUGGCAUUCAGAGCCAGGGCCUGGCCGCAUCGAUCAAACAUUUUGUGUGCAAUGACCAGGAGCACGAGAGAAAGGGGGUAGAUAUUCUUGUCACCCAGAGAGCGCUCAGAGAGGUGUAUUUGAUGCCAUUCCAGCUGGCUCUGAGUCUGUCGUCGCCCAAAUGCGUCAUGAGCUCGUACAACAAGGUCAAUGGUGAGCACGUCUCAGGCUCGAGAGAGCUGCUCACCACAGUCCUCAGAAACGAGUGGGGGUGGCAGGGCACGGUGUUGUCGGACUGGUACGGCACGUACUCGGCUGAAAGGAGCAUAGACGCGGGGGUGAGCAUCGAGUGUCCUGGCCCACCACUUAUGAGGAGGCCAGACGCCCUGAUCCAUGCUGUGGUCUGUCGCGAGAUCGAUAACGGCGCAGUUGACCAGCGGGUCCGAGAAGUCCUAAAUCUCGUGAAGCACUUUGUUGACACGGGGGCAGCAUUUGGGGCUGCGGAGAUUUCGAAUGACGUUCCUGAGACACGCAGGCUGCUUAGAAGAAUUGCAACCGAGUCGAUUGUGCUCCUGAAAAACGAUAAAAACCUGCUACCGCUCAAAAAGUCGGAAACCGUCGCGGUGAUUGGGCCGAAUGCCAGGAGCCCUCGUAUGUACGGCGGCGGGUCUGCAGCCCUGACCCCGUACUAUACAACCACCGUCUACGACAGCGUUCGCUCGAAACUUGGCAGUGAGCCUCCCUACGCUCUGGGCUGCACAAUCGACCGAAACCUGCUGGACCUCGGACUUUUCUCCAGCUACGCAGGCAGACAGGGCGUUCGAUGUCGCGUGUACAAGCGACCAGCAGGCGCGUCCAAACGCACAUUAAUAGAAGAAUUUUACUCCCAGUCGACCAAGCUCCCCCUGUACGACUACAGCCAUCCCGACCUGGAUGACAAGCUGUUUUACAUGGACAUCGAGGGCAUCUUCACGGCGCACCAGGCGGGAGACUACGCGUUCAAAGAAUCUUGUCUCGGCACGUUGCUACUCUAUCUCGACGGCGAGCUUUUCAUCGAUGACAAGACCGAGCAAAAACAGAGCUCGGGCGUGAUUGCGUCCAGCUCCCUCGGAGCCACAAAAUAUAUAUAUCUCGAGAAGGGCCAGAAGGUGCACUUCAGAAUCGAGUUUGGCUCUGCGCCCAAUUUCACUUUAAGCUCUGGAGGGCCCAACGGUGGGUGCGGGUUUCUCGACGUGGCAGUCAUGAGGAGGCAAGACGAGUCCGAGAGAAUUCUCGAGGCCGUCGAAGUGGCUACCAAAGUGCAGAAAGUCAUUGUCUGCACCGCAACGUCUCACGAAUGGGAAAGCGAGGGUUUCGACAGCACCUCCAUGGAACUGCCCGGAGUCCAGGACAGACUGAUCAAGGCGGUUGCGGAAGUCAACGGUAACGUGAUCGUAGUCAACUUAUCGGGCACUCCCGUUGCCAUGCCGUGGAUAGACCAGGUGCCGGCCGUGGUGCAGGGCUGGUUCAACGGGAUGGAGAGCGGCAAUGCUAUAGCCGACGUGCUGUACGGCGAAGCCAAUCCGUCGGGCAAGCUGAGUAUGACGUUCCCACGCCGGUGCGAGGACAACCCGUCGUUUCUGAACUUCAGAUCCAACAACGGGCAGAUACUGUAUGGCGAAGACGUAUUCGUGGGCUAUCGUUACUACGAAAAGACAGGAAUUGUCCCGCUAUUUCCGUUCGGUCAUGGGCUCUCGUACACCUCGUUCGAGCUCUCAGACUUGCAUCUGGAGCUGGAGGACGAGUGGAUGUAUGUGACUGUCACAGUGCAUAAUACAGGCGCUGUUGCCGGCCAGGAGGUGGUGCAGCUGUACAUUGCGGCUCCAGAAGACCUCAGCAGCGUAGAAUUGCCUCUCAAACAACUCAAAGGGUUUGCCAAGGUGCAGGUUCUGCCGGGCAGGUCGGCUACAGCUUCCAUCAGAUCCGCUGUCCGCAACGCGUGCUCGUACUUCGACGUAGCGCUCAACAGGUGGGUGAUUCCCAAGGGCACGUACACUGCAAUGGUCGGCAACUCCUCGGCGGCGUCCGGUUUUCUGCUAAAAACCUUCAGCUUCGAGCGGACACGUUCCUGGACCGGUCUAUAG
Messenger RNA from Ogataea haglerorum, 2511 nucleotides. RefSeq lists its product as uncharacterized. Gene Ontology annotation, molecular function: beta-glucosidase activity. The transcript has a single exon. NCBI's taxonomy places the organism in Eukaryota, Fungi, Ascomycota, Pichiomycetes, Pichiales, Pichiaceae. The record is from RefSeq and is a predicted model, not a curated record. The coding region runs from base 1 to 2511 and encodes 836 amino acids. Gene Ontology annotation, biological process: glucan catabolic process.